Molecule: messenger RNA, 1348 nt
Organism: Nilaparvata lugens (brown planthopper)
Lineage: Eukaryota; Metazoa; Arthropoda; Insecta; Hemiptera; Delphacidae
Product: adult-specific cuticular protein ACP-20-like
Exons: 3
Coding region: 40-633 (197 amino acids)
Cellular component (GO): extracellular matrix
Source: RefSeq, a predicted model, not a curated record
UUCAAGUUGGAUUUGCUCAGUAGCACAACUAAUACUAAAAUGGAUUAUAUACAGAUGAUCAGCCUGAUUGUGCUUGUGGCAUACUUGGCACCUACCACUACACAGCAGAGUUUGGAUCAUGGGCAUGGGCAUGGAGCUGUAGGAUAUGGACAUGGCGGUUUCAGUGGCCUAGGUCAUAGUGGACAUGGCAGCUUCGGUGGACAUGGCAGCUUCGGUGGACAUAGCACCUUCGGUGGUCAUGGACAAGGAUUUGGUGGUCAUGGACAUGGAUUUGGUGGUCAUGGACAUGGAUUUGGUGGCCAUGGCAAUCUUGGACAUGUAGGAUAUGGAGGUCAUGGACAUGACGUGGAUUACCAUGCGAAAGCGCAGUACAAAUUCGACUACUCAGUGCACGACCCUCACUCAGGUGACGUGAAGAGCCAAUGGGAGCAGAGGGACGGCGACAAAGUGCAUGGAGGCUACGCCGUGAAGGAGGCUGACGGCUCGGUGCGACACGUCGAGUACACAGCUGACAAGCACAACGGAUUCAACGCGGUCGUCAAGAAGGGAAAAGGUCAUCACUGGCAUGUCUAUGGUGACAAGGGUCAUGAGCAUGACAGCAGCAAGGGAGCCGAUGCGGAUCUCAACUACUGAAUGCGAAUCAUCUAGAAACUGUGAUUUUAUGGAACUUUUACUGGAACCUUCUCUAAUUGUGUCAUGAGCAUUGCAGCAAGGCGGAUGCUGAUCUCAAUUACUGAAUCUGGAUCAUCUAGGAACAGUGGUGUUAAGGAACUUUUAUUGGAACCCUCUCCAACGUUUAUGUCGGUUUAUGCAUGAAAGAAAGAAACAGAAUACUUGGCUACAUAAUUUCAUGGGUUCCAAGUGUCGUAAUAUUUUCUACUAGAACCGUGGUUGGAGACUAAUUUGAAUUCGCAAAUGUUUAUUUGCCAAGUAAUCUGCUGAAAAAUGGAGAUUCAGCUCACUUAUUUUGCUUUGAAAAUCAUCUAUGUCUUGUAUACUAGGUAAAUUAGGAAGGAAAUACCCUUCAAUGAUGAAAGGAGAAUAAAAGAUCUCAAAAUUUCAUUUUAUCUCAUCGUACGUAUAUGUAUGUGUCACUGUGUUACCAAUAUAAUGUUUCUGUUGAUUUUCACCUGCUAAAACACACAGUACUGACUAGACAAGAAAAUAAGGUUUAACAAUCAAUAUGAUUUUGAAAUUCAGAGAGCUGUUCUGAUUAAUAAUCUUGACUUCCAAGAACAUUGUUUAAGAGCUUAAUAUUUUGAUGUGUUGAUUUUGUUAUUAUAAUUGAUGAAUUAGUAGAUAAUGCUAUACGGAAAUAAAAUUUUUAUUUUUCUACAAAAAAAAUAAA